Ixodes scapularis (black-legged tick) is the source of this 1029-nucleotide messenger RNA. RefSeq names its product calmodulin-related protein. The transcript is spliced from 3 exons. The coding region runs from base 142 to 1029 and encodes 295 amino acids. Gene Ontology annotation, cellular component: myosin II complex. The record is from RefSeq and is a predicted model, not a curated record. Gene Ontology annotation, molecular function: calcium ion binding. NCBI's taxonomy places the organism in Eukaryota, Metazoa, Arthropoda, Arachnida, Ixodida, Ixodidae.
UCAACAAGUUGCAACCAACUGGGAUUUUUAAAUGAGCAGUCCGAAAUCACAAACGAUUUUCCCAAUUGGUCGUGUUCAAUUGGUUCCAAUUGGCAAUGCUCAAUUGGGUUUCGACAAUCGUAACUAAUAGAGAUUUUUUCAAUGAGGAGUCCGAAAUCACAAACAUUUUUCCCAUUGGUUCCAAUUGUCGGAAACCAAUUGGACGCAGUGGACAUUUUUAACUGGGCUCUCUUCCACCCACAUUCUUACCCGAUCUCACAUCCCACCUUCCAUCCCUUAUUCCUGGGAGAGCUGGACCCUUCCACCCCAGGAACUCCGCCCGACCCUGUGGCCAUUGCUGGUGGCCCACAUCAAGCACAUGAGAGAAUCCUGUCAACCGGACCCAGCACCAAAGCCAGGGGUCCAGCCGGGCUCCGUAGACCCAUCAUCAUCAAUGAACAAGCGCAACGCAUCGAGAGAGAGAAGAAGGAAGAAGCUUGGGAAAGGCGCACCCUGAGCAAGGCAGCCAUGUCGUGCAAGAAGGACGAGGAGCUGAGCGAGCGGGAGGUCACCCAGCUGCGAGAGGUCUUCUCGAAGUUCGACAAGAACCGUCGGGGCACGGUGCCCUUCGUGCACAUCGACGAGAUCAUCCGCACCGUGGGCAGGCUGGUCGUCGACGCCAAGUUCAAGGAAAGUAUCAAGAACCCCAGUGCCGAUGACGCCGAGAGGAGGGUCCAGUUCCCCGAGUUCAUGGGCAUGGUGACGUCGUACACGCGGCCCAUCGAGCCGGCGUCGGACCUCCGGGAAGCGUUCCGGGUGUUCGACCGCGAAGGCCACGGCUUCAUCACGACGGCUGAACUGCGGCACGUGGUCACCACGCUGGGCGAGCGGAUGACCGACGAGGAGGCCGACGAGCUCAUCAAGGAGGCCGACGUGACCAGCGAGGGACACAUCGACUAUGAGGAGUUCAUCAAGACCAUCAGCCUGCCCAGGGAGCGCCAAGACUCUUCCAAGCGCCAGGACUCUUCCAAGAGCCAGGACUCUGCCUAA